This is a messenger RNA of Aureobasidium vineae, 2424 nucleotides long. Lineage: Eukaryota; Fungi; Ascomycota; Dothideomycetes; Dothideales; Saccotheciaceae. The record is from the annotation of a GenBank genome assembly.
AAAACCAAGAUGGCCAAAUACCACUUGACAGCCAUCACUGGACUCCUCGCAGCCCAAGCCAUCGCUGGGGGUCUCAAUGUUCCUCUACCGGACAACAAUUUUUUCGACUACAUCGUGGUUGGUGGCGGUCCGGCAGGCCUCACAGUUGCGAACCGUCUUAGCGAAAAUGCCAACGUCCAAGUCCUACUACUCGAGUCUGGGGAUGCCGAUAACUAUCCCGAGAGCAUCAUGAUCCCAUACUAUCAAGGUGCAGCUGGAUCCGUCAAUGGGAAAUGUGGUGGAUUCAAUUGUAGAACAAUACCACAGGGCAAAGGCUUGGGCGGUGGUACGCUCAUCAAUGCUAUGCUAUGGAAUCGUGGCGAUCAAGAAGACUACGAUACCUGGUCGAAACUUGGAAACGACGGGUGGGACUACGAUUCACUUCUUGAGUUCUUUCAGAGGGCAAAUGAGAUCGCAACGACCUAUGGCCAAGGGUACGAUGCUUCUCAGCAUGGCGAAUCUGGUCCGCAGAAUGUUUCGUUCCCGGCAUUUCAAUACCCCGCGAGCCAGCAUUUCUUUGCUGCUCUGAACCGCAUAGGAGUACCGACACAGCCUGAUCCUGCGGCACCGACCGAGAAGGGAGCCAUGUUCCUCCCUCAAGGCAUUUCUCAAGUAAAUCAGUCUCGUGCAGACGCACGUCGCGCCCGAUGGGAUCCAGUCGCUGGGCGUGAGAACUUUUAUGUCUCCACUGGCCAACACGUCCGCCGUGUUCUGUUUGAUGGUGGCUGCGGUGCUGCUGGAAACCAGGACGCCCGAGCUGUGGGAGUCGAGGUCUCAGCUGGACACAACGGCAGGGUGUGGACUGCGGUGGCCGCUCGAGAAGUGAUCCUCGCCGCUGGCGCUCUCCGUACUCCUCAGCUCUUGGAACUCUCUGGUAUUGGAGACAAGAGUGUUCUCGCUAAGGCUGGUGUACAAAGCCGCAUUAAUCUACCCGGAGUAGGCAAUAACUUGCAGGACCACAUGCUUAUGCAUAUGACACAAGGCUUCAACAACCAGAGCUACGUGUACCCAAACAUCAUGCAGAAUUCAACCAUCAACGACUGGGCAAGAUCAGUGUACUACAAGAACCGCACUGGACCUUAUACCUUUGGACCUCCAGAUGGCAACGGCUUCUUUUCGCUCCCUCAAAUCUCGGACCGCGCACAGGAGAUUGCUCAGAACGCCUCAUCAUUCGCCGAUGAAGAUUACCUGGCUAAUGGGCUGGAUGAGAGUGUGAUCCGUGGCUACGCUCGUCAACGAGCUCUUCUUGUUCUUGCUCUUAACAACAGCAGGCGUGCUGUCAUCGAGUUCCUGCAGGAUAACGCAGGCAACACCCAAAUUUCCAACCAGCGCCCUUUCACUCGUGGUAAUGUUCACAUCAACGGAACGGACCCCUUCAAUUAUCCUACUCUUGAUUUCCGUUAUGGCAGCAACCCUGUUGAUAUGGCUGUCAUGAUGGACGCAUUGCGUUUCAACGACGAGUUGUUUCAACAGCCAGAGCUUCAGAUUCUCCAGCCAGUUCAGAAAGACCCUCCCCACGCCGCCAGUGAUGCUCAACUCCAGGAGUUCUUGAAUCGCGCUCUGGGCACUGAGUUCCACCCAUCGUGUACGGCAGCCAUGAUGCCUAGGGAAGAUGGUGGUGUCGUCGACUCUAAUUUGCUGGUAUACGGAACACAAAACAUCCGUGUGGUAGACGCCAGCAUUUUCCCGAUCGUUCCUGCUGCUCACCUCGAGUCUGUCAUCUACGCUGUUGCCGAAAAGGCUGCAGACUUGAUCAAGAAGUCUGACGAAAAGGGCAACGUUCCUUAUCUGCCUCUCGAUCAGACUCAGUGUACCACAGCAUCCAAAGGCAACACUAAACGUGCAGUGCACAUUGAUCAGCCCGAGGCGUAUAGUUCUGUCACGGCUUCGUAUUCUGCAUCAUCAUCGUCGUCGUACUCCAGCUCCGCCUCCAAUUCAAGCAAUAGCGCCGGAUCGUACGACAGCUCGUCAAGUGUGCCCGAUCUAUCUGGACAUUCGGAAAUUUCAGGUGACGGACCCGUCGGUAUGGUCGGAGGGUUCCCUGCUGUUGGUUACCCCAAUUACAAUCCUUCAGGUACCAAGGGCUUCGACAUUCUAGCGUCUGAUCGUCCGGCUUCCAUUGGUCUUCCUGUCGGAGCUGCACUGGAAUGGGCAGACUGUCUUAUCAGUGGCCUUGUUGUUGAUCCUCUAGAAGGUCUCAUACGCACUGUCGAUGGUGUUGUGAACCAGACAGGUCAUGUGCUACAAAACGCGACUGGCAGUGUUCUUGGGGGUGUAGGAGAAGUCCUGAACCACACUGUCGUGGCUACAGUCAAAACAUCAGGUCUCGGCUCUGACAUUUUGAAUGGCAUGGGUGCGAAGAAUGAACGACGCUUUGUCGCUUGA